CACCAACCGGGCCCUUGUAGAAAAAAAGAUACUUGCCACCGUGCUAAACAACCUUUCUGGGGGAACCCUGGACAGCAAGGCGUGUGAUACAUGGGCCGAGGGUUUGAUGCUGCCGAGGGAUCAUCGUCAGCGCUGCACACUUUACAGGAGGGACUCAAGGAGCGGAGGCGCUUCAGCGGGGUCAUGGCGGGCGAACAGAGAGCCACACGGCGGCCACGCCUCGGUUUUAUAAUCGGCGUCUCCACCAUUUCACUCCUCAUCCUCUGCAGCCAAGCUUCAAGAGACAGGCGACAGGAAGAGAAGCACCGGAGAGACAUCCUCGGCUCCACAGAGAUCCCAGCGGAGCACAUCGACCCGGCUGCCAUCGACCUCACUCCCCUGGUCAAUACUCUUAUAAACACCAGCCAAUCGGGCUCCCGGCAGCUCUUCUCCCUCCUCAGUGUGACGUCCUACAGCUCUCUAGCUCUCCACAAACUCACCCUGCUCGUCUACAACAUUUCCAACAUUAAAAGUUUAGAAAGCAACACGUUCAGGAGAAGAUUCUGCUACUGUGUCACAAAUGAGACCAACGAUCUAACAGACUUUACGGCCAUCCUGUUGGAUGUGAUGGGAAACUCAACCAGUUACCUGCAUGAGCUCUUUAAAUCUGCCUCCAUCUUAUCAGUGAGCCAGAGGAACAACUCUGAGUGCAUUUACAUCUGUGUGAUGGCAGGUAAGAUGGGCAGAGCGGUGCCGGAGCUGUGGGAGGUCGGCUCCGUCACGCCACUCUUCAACCAGACCAUUGUGGAAGGACCACACAGAGUAGGUAACAUCUCCUCUAUCAGACUUCCUGUGGAAUGGCACCAACUGCCCAACAAUCUGAGUCACAUCUCUCCAUCUGGGAUGAGCUCCGUGUUAACCAGCAGAGUCCAAUCCACCGCACAUGUUUCACCAACAACUAUGGAUGAAACUGCUGAAACUACCGCAAAGAUCACCUCUGCACAGCAGCUGGCAACCUCUCCGCAACUUGUAACUGCGAUGCCACAAAGUCAAACUACGGCAGACAGACUGGAGACAACGGCACAAAGAGUAAUGACGACACAAAGAGUAAUGACGACACAAAUGGGGACGACGCAGAAAGUAACAACACAAGCAGUGACGGCAGCACAGACAACAGAUAUGGAAAAAACUACUAUUGCACAACCAAUUACCUCAACGCAACCAACCACCAUCCUGCAAGUCCCCAAUGCAUCCGUCACAACAGCUGCAGCUCCAACCACAGAAACAGCUCCACCAACCAGAGAAACGGCUCGGCCUACCACAGAAACAGCUCCACCAACCACGGAAACAGCUCCACCAACCACAAAAACAGCUCCACCAACCACAGAAACAGCUCCACCAACCACAAAAACAGCUCCACCAACCACAGAAACAGCUCGGCCUACCACAGAAACGGCUCCACCAACCACAGAAACAGCUCCACCAACCAGAGAAACAGCUCCUUCAACCAGAGAAACAGCUCCACCAACCACAGAAUCGGCUCCACCAACCAGAGAAACAGCUCCUCCAACCAGAGAAACCACUCCAUCAACUACAAAAUCAGCUCCAUCAACUACAAAAUCAGCUACAUCAACUACAAAAUCAGCUCCAUCAACUACGGAAACAGCUCCAUCAACCUCAAAAUCAGCUCCAUUAACAACAGAAACGGCUCCAUCAACCACAGAAACAGCUCCAUCAACCACAGAAACAGCUCGGCCUACCACAGAAACAGCUUCAUCAACCACAGGAACAGCUCGACUAACCACAGAAACAGCUCAACCUACCACAGUAACAGCUCCAUCGACCACAAAAACAGUUUCAUCAACCACAAAAAGGUCUCCAUCGACCACAGAAAGAGCUCCACCAAUCACAGUAAUCACUCCGUUGAGUACAACCCGACUGACCACCUCCUCACUAGUUAUUAGUCUGACCCGGCUAACCCCAGCUACACACCAGCCAACAACAAAGACCCAGCGCAUGACUUCGACAGUUUACCCCACAAGACUUUCAACUGGGCGUCCCACAGCAGGACCUACGGAGGUUAGAAGGACUACAGGGUCUCUGAGCUGGAGAACCACCACACCCAGCAAGUCUGUGGAAACAGAAAAACCAGGUUGUCCAUGGAGACGGACGGAGCUGGCCGACAUCCCGCUUUCUGGCGCCACGACGACCGUCGGCGCUCACAAGCUGCAGCCGUGUGUCCUGGAGCUCUGCAAGUUCUUCUCCCAGUGUCUGUGCAGACCCUCCGGCAACAAGACACGCAUGAAAAGAUACUGCGACGACAGCCACCUUUGGUAUGAAAAACAUACGUCGGAGGUGUGUCGGCGGGUCCGGAGAGUCUCCUUCUCCAGAAAUCUGAAACAGAGAUGCCUGACAAAGAUGUGCAGCAAACUGUGACCCGAGUGGAGGCAGAGGAGAAACAAAAGAGCCCCUUCAUCAUCACGGGAAGUGACUCCAAACUCCAGACUACAGCUGAGUACACUCCCGGAACAUCUGGAGGACGUGUGGGGACAGAAUCGGGAUGGAAAUCGGAAACAAGUUUUUACACAAAAGUGCAACUUUUUAGCUCAAUGGCGUGGUUUUUUUUGCCUCCAACGUCGCCUUCCAGGCAGCUAACCCUAACCUUAACCUUAAACAUAACCAUUGCCGCGCUGCCUGGAAGGAGAAGUUGGGGGCAAAAAAACACCAAACUUUUUUACACAUCUGUCAUGUUUUGACAUUCAUCACUAUAAACUACACAGUGAUGUGAUGUUUUUAGGGCCAAAAAGUACGUAUGACUCAGACCGGACACGGAAAUCUGGAAUCCUGAAACUGAAAUGUUUUCGUCCUGGACUAUUUAUGAAAAUCAUAUUUAAACACAAAGUAUUCAAAUUAUUUUAA
Messenger RNA from Perca flavescens (yellow perch), 2898 nucleotides. It is a transcript of the gene hhla1, whose product is annotated as HHLA1 neighbor of OC90. The transcript has 16 exons. Bases 91 to 2415 code for a protein of 774 amino acids. NCBI's taxonomy places the organism in Eukaryota, Metazoa, Chordata, Actinopteri, Perciformes, Percidae. The record is from RefSeq and is a predicted model, not a curated record.